CGGGGUAGGCGUGAGGCCCAGUUCCUCUUUGCGCUGUGGAAGAUAAUCGAUGUUGUGAAUUUCGUGGAUUUAAAUCUGAUACGAGGAAUAAUAACAGAAGCUAGAUUUGCAGCCGGAGUACGGCCUGCCACCAUGUCUCUAGUGUCCCCUGAGGCGCAGAUGGAGUCCAGCUCACCUCCUCCUAAGCUGGAGUCCAACGACCCCUCUGACCCCGACCCCGACCCUGCCUCUGAUCCCGCCCCCGAACACGCCCCUGACCAUGACCCCGCCCCCGCCACGGAGAUGACCCCUGACCCUGCUGACCCUGCUGACCCCUCCAUCAGCCUGCCCCCCCCCUCGCCCAGCGCUGUGGCGCCCCCUCCCGCCCCCCCGGCCCCAGUGCCCAACGCCGCCUGCAAGAUCAUGACCUUCAGGCCCACCAUGGAGGAGUUCCGCGACUUCGGCAAAUACAUCGCCUACAUGGAGACGCAGGGAGCGCACCGCGCCGGGCUAGCAAAGGUGAUUCCUCCUAAGGAGUGGAAGCCGCGGCGGUCGUACGACACCAUCGAGGAGAUGGUCAUCCCGGCGCCCAUCAUGCAGGUGGUGACCGGCCAGUCCGGCCUCUUCACCCAGUACAACAUCCAGAAGAAGUCCAUGAGCGUCGGGGAGUACCGCAAGCUGGCCAACAGCAAGAAGUAUUGCACUCCACAGCACAAAGACUUUGAUGACCUGGAGAGGAAGUACUGGAAGAACCUGACCUUUGUCUCGCCCAUAUAUGGAGCUGACAUCAGCGGCUCCCUCUAUGAUCCAGACAUCACAGAGUGGAACAUCGGGCACCUGAACACGCUACUGGACAUGGUGGAGCAGGAGUGUGGGAUCGUGAUUGAGGGCGUGAACACUCCGUACCUGUACUUCGGCAUGUGGAAGACCACCUUCGCCUGGCACACCGAGGACAUGGACCUCUACAGCAUCAACUACCUGCACUUCGGACAGCCCAAGUCCUGGUAUGCUAUUCCACCUGAGCAUGGGAAGCGUCUGGAGAGACUAGCACAAGGUUUCUUCCCUGGCAGCUCUCAGGGCUGUGACGCCUUCCUGCGCCACAAGAUGACCCUCAUCUCCCCCUCCAUCCUCAAGAAGUACAGCAUCCCCUUCAACCGGAUCACUCAGGAGGAAGGGGAGUUCAUGGUGACGUUCCCGUACGGUUACCACGCCGGCUUCAACCACGGCUUCAACUGCGCCGAGUCCACCAACUUCGCCACGCUGCGCUGGGUCGACUACGGCAAGAUGGCCACACAGUGCACGUGUCGUAAGGACAUGGUGAAGAUCUCCAUGGACGUGUUUGUGCGCUGCCUGCAGCCGGAUCGCUAUGAGCUGUGGAAGCAGGGCAAGGACUCCACCGUGCUGGACCACCAGAAGCCCACCAUCCUCAACAGCCCCGAGCUGGAGCACUGGAGGCAGAACAAGGUCACCUACAGGGAGAAGCUGCUCCGGAGAGCGCUGCAGAAGAAGGAGCAGGUGCGUCGGCUGAAGCAGGAGGAGGUGCGGGUGCUGCAGGAGGAGGGCGUGGAGCUGGACCUGGAGGAGUACCAGCGGCAGGUGGAGGCCAAGGAGGCGCAGAGGAGGCAGGAGCGCGACGAGCGCAUGGCCAGGGAGGCCCUCCUCACCCUGGAGGCCCUGGAGCAGAGAGAGAGAGAGGAGCAGAUGCUGAAGGAGCAGGCGGAGGGAGCAGAGCCACAGCCCCCCCUGCAGGCCGAGGAGGAGAAGGACGAGGACAAAAAGAAGAAGAAGAAGAAGAAGAAGAAGGCCAAGGUCAAGGUCGAGACCAGCGAUGCCACCGGAUUCCAGGGCGUCUUCGAGAAGUUCGCCACCACCAACAUGAUCACUGAGGGCCAGAUUGUGGCCGAGAACGGGGAGAGGAAACCUGUACAGGUGAAGAAGUCUCGCCGGCACCCCUUCAGUAAACCCCCCAUGCGAUCACCACUCUUCAUUGUGAAGCAGGAGACCUUCAAUGAUGGGGGCGAUGUUGAUCAGGAGGUCCACAGCGCUGCUCAGCUCUGGCAAGACCACUCCCCCAACCUGCUCGCCGAGCGACGCUUCAACGCUGCCAUGGCAACCAUUGAGCCACACUGUGCUGUUUGCACACUCUUCUGUCCAUACAAACAGGAGGCCCUGUCGCUGGACUCUGCGUCCCUGUUGGCGUCUGGUUGUGGGCGCUUCACUCGGCCGCUGGUUCCUGAGAUGUGCUUCAGUAGCGGGGGGGACACCAGCGAGCCCCCACCCCCACGUUCUAGCAGCGGAACCCGCGAUGACGGAACCAGCCUGCUCAUCUCCUGUUCUAGCUGCAGUCUACAGGUCCACGCCAGUUGUUAUGGCGUCCAGUCUGAGAUGCAGAAGGAGGGGUGGAUGUGUUCAAGAUGCACAGCAGUGGCCUGGACUGCAGCGUGCUGUUUGUGUAACCUCAGAGGUGGAGCUUUGAAGAUGACAACAGAUAGCAGGUGGGUCCAUGUGAUGUGUGCCAUAUCCGUUCCUGAGGCUCGCUUUGUCAACGCCGCCACUGAGAGAGAGCCUGUCGACGUUACCGCCAUCCCAGACACCAGGAAGAGCCUGAUGUGUGUGUACUGCCAUAAGCCCAGCAGGCCGUCGUGCGGUGCAUGUAUUCAGUGUUCUCAUGAGAACUGCUCCACCUCCUUCCACGUCACCUGUGCUCACCUGGCCGGGGUCGUCAUGAAGCCAGCCGAUUGGCCCUACGUGGUGUCAGUCACCUGUCAGAAGCACAAACAGACCAAUCAGAAGGUUAAGGUGGGGUCACGGGACCUGUUGCUAGGCCAGCAGGUGAUCGGUCGCUACAGCAACGGUUGGUUCUAUCGCUGCAUCAUCAUCGGCAUGGCAACACAGAUUGUCUAUGAGGUCAACUUCGAUGACGGCUCUUACUGUGACAAUGUCUACCCUGAGAAUGUGGUGAGCCAUGACUGCCUGCGUUCGGGCCCUCCUGAGACGGGCGAGAUUCUGUGUGUGUGCACCGCCGAAGGACAGAUGCUUAACGCCUCCUUCAUCAAGGAACACACACACCGAUACUACCAGGUGGAGUUCCAGGACAGGUCUCAGCUCCUUCUGAAACGCUCAGAGAUCUACACACUGGAGCAGGAGCUGCCCAAGAGGGUCAUGGCACGCCUGGUUCUGUCCGCUGUGAAGCAGGAGUCUCACUCUCAGGACGAUGACGAGGCUCAAGCCGCCAAGAGGCCACGUCUCCCAGCCCCUCCUCCCCAGGAGCAGACCCCGCCCACACCAGCAGUAGCCCUGCCUUCACAGGAACAAGCCCCGCCUACUUCACCAGCGAUAGCCCUGCCUCCCCAGGAACAAGUCCCGCCUUCACCAGCAUUAGCCCCGCCUCCUGUGAUAACCCCAUUGGCUGGGGCUGCAGCUGGCCCGGCCCCCGGCCCCUACGGGCUCCUCCCCCCCACCUCCUCACCGCCCCCCCCCACGCAGGCCUCACACACACACACACACACCCCGGCGCCGCCUCACGGGGCUCCAUACACACCCAGCUCUGGAUACGUGGCCUACAUGGAGGCCCUGCUCAACUCGAACUUUCCCUCUGAGGAGGGGCCGGGCCACGAGGCCCAAGGCAUCAUGUAUUAAACACACACACACACACACACACACACACACACACACACAGCAUUUACAUUUUAAUAUAUAGAUAUCAUAUACAUGCAUUAAUAUAUGUGCACAUAAUGCCUAUCAUACACACACACACACACACACACACACACAGACACACAGACACACACACACACUCCAAUUUCUUGCUAAUUAUGUUCCCAGGAACGAACUCAGAACUGAACUUGUCCGUCUGCAUGUGUGUUUUUGUACGUUUGUUUGUUUGUUUGUUUGUUUGUUUGUUGAUAUGAUUUGACUGCUGUUGUCGGCCAUGUUGUCUUGGCUGAGUUCUGCAGCAGGUGGAGAUUUAUCACCUACCUUUCACCUGCCCGGUACCUCUCUCUCACUAACUCACUCUCAAACACACACACACACACACACAGAGACAGAGACAGACAGACACACACUCCUCAUCCCUGCCCUCACCAACAUGAUAUGCUGUUACUUUAUGUGUUCCCAUAAGUAUUUUUCUACAGUGAAGCCAAACACACACACACACACACACACACACACACACACACACACACACACACACACACACACACACACACACACACACACACACACACUCACUCAAACUCAAACUCCGCUAACUUGCAGGAAGGCACAAUAAGAGAGAACCAGUCAGAUAAGCCUAGUAUGUACAGAUUGUGGG
This is a messenger RNA of Sardina pilchardus (European sardine), 4294 nucleotides long. RefSeq names its product lysine (K)-specific demethylase 4B (gene kdm4b). Lineage: Eukaryota; Metazoa; Chordata; Actinopteri; Clupeiformes; Clupeidae. The record is from RefSeq and is a predicted model, not a curated record. The transcript is spliced from 22 exons. Gene Ontology annotation, biological process: chromatin remodeling; regulation of gene expression. The coding region runs from base 133 to 3618 and encodes 1161 amino acids. Gene Ontology annotation, molecular function: histone H3K9 demethylase activity. Gene Ontology annotation, cellular component: chromatin; nucleus.